AGUCUGUGGUCUGAUCUCUGAUCUUCUAGUCUCCAUUGGUCUCCAUUGCUCCAUGUUACCGGCGUUGUCAGAGUAGAGAUUAGUAGUUUACUGCAUUAGUGGUCUUUGCUUGUCUACUGUUUUUUACCGUUAAUCAUUAAAUAAUUGGUUUUUUGUGCCAUUUAGUGGCUAAAAUGACGAAAGACGAGAGUUUAGAAAAGAAGUCUGUGGAACAUAAUGACAGCGAUAAGAAAGCGGUGUCCGAUUCGGGGCCAGAUCCCUCGGCUCCAAUUACAAGGAAAGGAGUACUAACAUCGUUCCUAACCAGCAAGGCUAUGGAGAUACCAGAGCAAGAUAGCCUUGGAAAAUGUAGAUUUGUUUCUGAAUUUGAAAAGCUGAAUCGCAUUGGAGAGGGUACUUAUGGAAUUGUGUAUCGAGCCAGAGACACAAAAAAUGAUAAGGUUGUUGUUAAGAAAGUGAGAAUGGAGCAUGAGAAAGAUGGACUGCCAGUGAGCGGCCUCAGGGAAAUUUCGGUUUUAUUGUCUUGUCGACAUGAGAACAUUGUACAUUUGAGAGAAGUUGUAGUAGGCAGAAGCUUAGAAAGCAUAUUUCUCGCAAUGGAAUAUUGUGAGCAGGAUCUGGCAAGUCUGCUAGACAAUAUGCAGGCGCCAUUCUCGGAAAGCCAGGUCAAGUGCAUAGUACUGCAAGUGUUAAAGGGCUUGCGUUAUCUGCAUCACAAUUUCAUUGUUCAUAGAGACUUGAAAGUUUCAAAUCUCCUUAUGACUGAUAAGGGUUGUGUGAAGAUCGCCGAUUUUGGAUUGGCCAGGUGGUUUGGUUUACCUUUGAAGCCAAUGACCCCUAGAGUAGUCACUCUAUGGUAUAGGGCACCUGAAUUAUUAUUACAAGCUAAGACACAGACUACCUCGGUUGAUAUGUGGGCAGCUGGCUGCAUAUUGGGAGAAUUAUUAGGACACAGACCUUUAUUACCCGGCAGAUCAGAAAUUGCACAAUUGGAGUUGAUUGUCGAUUUAUUGGGUACACCUAGUGAAGCUAUCUGGCCAGAAUUUAAUUCGUUACCGGCGCUGCAGAAUUUUACACUUAAACAACAACCGUAUAACAAUUUGAAACAAAGAUUUCCUUGGUUGAGUGCUGCUGGCCUUAGGUUAUUAAAUUUCUUAUUCAUGUAUGAUCCAAAGAAGAGAGCCACCGCCGAAGAAUGUUUGCAAAGCAGCUACUUCAAAGAGGCUCCUUUACCGUGUGAUCCAAAACUUAUGCCUACUUUCCCACAACAUAGAAACAUGAAAAUGACUGCGCAGAAAGAAAAUCGUGAACAAGAACCCACUAUUACUGACCAAACUAAUAAUCUACCGGCGAUUUCGGAUCUUCUUGGAUCUUUAGUUAAGAAGAGACGUGUUGAAUAAAAAAAUGGGCUACUUAAGGAAAGAAAUAUCCUUGAUAUAUUCGUUGGAUACAUUUUCUGAUUGCGUUUUAUGAUUGACAACUGCGUGUAUACUGAUUGCCAAAUACAUUCUUUACAAACACUUA
Messenger RNA from Monomorium pharaonis (pharaoh ant), 1524 nucleotides. Its product is annotated as cyclin-dependent kinase 10-like. Gene Ontology annotation, molecular function: cyclin-dependent protein serine/threonine kinase activity; ATP binding. Lineage: Eukaryota; Metazoa; Arthropoda; Insecta; Hymenoptera; Formicidae. Gene Ontology annotation, biological process: regulation of mitotic cell cycle; protein phosphorylation. The record is from RefSeq and is a predicted model, not a curated record. Gene Ontology annotation, cellular component: nucleus.